Spirometra erinaceieuropaei is the source of this 6671-nucleotide messenger RNA. The record is from the annotation of a GenBank genome assembly. Lineage: Eukaryota; Metazoa; Platyhelminthes; Cestoda; Diphyllobothriidea; Diphyllobothriidae.
AUGGGCCAUAUGCACUUCAUCGAACCGAAGUUCAUCAGUGCCUCUCCACCUGCCAUUCUGUUGGUCGACUUCGGCCGGGUAGGUGGUUGCCUGUUCGUGACCCCCAUUCGAAGCGUCUUUGCUUCGGGAAGCCAAUGGAUCGUUGUGCGCCCAUUCCUGAUUGAAUAAAUACCCGACCCGCAGCGAGAGUGAAUGGCUCGGGAAAAAUCGAGUUGCACUCGUGAAUCUUCGAGUUGGUGGCACCAAUCCGUCGUUAGACGAAAUUAACAGAGGAGAAAGUGAAAUAAUCAAACUAAAUUGGUUGGCGUACCAGGGCAGCAACUUAUGUAUGAAAUGGGGUUGGACACAUAAUUGGGCUAGGAUAUGUGGCGGGGAAGGGGGAACUGUUACGGCUCCCUGUGUUGGAGGGUCGGGGGAAUGACGAUUCAAUGGAACUACGGACAGUGGACUUAGUGUUCGUCGAUCUGGCAUGCGGGCAGAGGUCAGUGAGCCAACGUAGAGGUGUUGAGGAUUGCAUUGGCGGUUCGCCGUGUCUAUAUAAUGUAUAAUCACACAUUUUCGCCACCCCCUACCCCAGACACAGCGAACCGCAACAGGCAGUCGCAUAGCGACUAGUGGUAAAGGUAGCUAAGGUGGUACCUUCAAACAGAAGGUAGAUCGCAUUGUCAUUUCCGGCUUAUUAACCGUCACCUGCCAGUCAUUCCUAACCCCAUGUGUUAAUUAUCUGGACAUCUAACACGGGAUAUUUGGUCACUGAGUGUGACACCCUAUCAUUGAACCACGGACCCGUUACCCUGUUGGCCGCGAGCUGGUAUAUGAACUGUUAGAAAUGCGUUCACCGUUCGUGUUAUGUGACAUGCCCGUCCCGUUGUGCCUUGGUGUUCGGUCUACAGUCCUUCAGGAAAUCACAAAAGGGAAGUACCGAUGACCGUUCGACCAUCGAUGUCGAUGAUGUCCACCGUUUGCCCCACAGACUGCAUUGUGGGAGCAGGGACGGUGACUUACGCAGGGGUUUAUAGUGCCAGUAGACUUGCGUAGCAUCUACCUACACUCUCUCCUCCUUCCCCGCCUGAGCCCGGUGUCAAGACAGAGUCAAGAAGACCGGAGACGAGGGAGGCCGCAGGUGGAUGGCUCGGACGGAUCCUCACCUUGGCGCUCCACUCCGCACCCCCUGGUCCACACAACAAAUAACCAGGAUUUCAACCAACACAACAGAGAUUUGGAGGCUGGCACGGCCGAAGCCGCACCUAGGCGUGCCGCCAACGCCUGACUCGGAUCCCACACUGUGGUAAGAGUGCCGAUGAAGGAAAAGGGGACUGGUUUUUUGGCCGCUGUCAGCCAGCUAUACCCAAGCCAUAGGUUUGCAAAACCUGGAAUUUAAACUUAGAUUAUUAGGUUAUUGAACGUUAUAAAGAGCACGGAUUGUUGUGCAACUGCCUGCGAGGGCUCUAGACUGAUCCCUAAGAGGCUAGGGGAUCAGUACGCCUCGUAGCCUGAUCGGUUUAAUCUCCGAGAAGAAAAUAGGCCGUAAUAAGACCAAAAUGCGCCUUUGUCCUGCUAUACAUUUCCACAGCUUUUUUCAUAUUGAAUAAGCUAGUUUCCAGGACUACAAUAAACCUCGGUGGUCAAUUAUUUAAUUAAUUUAUUGUUGUACUAAGCAUCUGAAUAAAAGUUACGGAACGCGCAUGUACACACCCCCCAAUUUGCCUCCACGUAUGGUUCAGUUUUGGUCGGACAAAAUUUUCAGUUAUGUUGUUCAGUAACCUUCCUUUUUUAAGAAAAUGCGCUAUUCCGAGAUAAGUUUUUUGGGACUAGGGGCGGUUAGCGCAAAAUUCGACCUCCCUACUGGCCCUUAACAAGGCCAGAGACAUCAGGGAAAAUUUUCGGGAUUCCCUGGACUGAUCGCUUCCGCCUCCACACGCUGGCAGCGUACUCAGAGAUACCGCCACCUCCCCCUUCCCCCACACACCCAAAACGGCUUUGUUAUCAAGUGAACAACGACUGCAAUUGUGUGGGAGAAACCGGGCGGAAAUUGCAGACUCGCAAAUCGGCUACUCUGAGGUUAAACCCAAACUCUCAAUUAGCAACACACGCUGGAGAAACUGGGCAUACUUUCGAUCUCCAACGAGCUACCAUCUUAGGCCAGGGCAACACAAAAGCAGAGCGCUAACUCUCGAGGCGUGGUUCUCCGAUGCCCACUCCAUCAACAGGCAUCUGAACCUUCCUGCAGCUUACAAAGUCCUACGUCAUCACAAUCGUAGAGCUCAGGGCCAAACAACCACACGGACUUCAGAAGGCCAUACGGAGACAGCCCGACGACGAGUUUUCUCGGUGAAGAACAAGAACCGCCAGACCGACCACCCAACACUGGUUCAAUCACCUUCCCCCGGCGAAGUGGUGCCUCACAAAGCACGCAGACAAAAACGCCCGUCAACCACCCCCUGAAAGACCGAGACAGCAAGAGGAGAGAAAAAUCGAUCAGCACGAGGCCGACCAACGUGACACGCCACUGGGGAUUUCUGGCCGACUAAGUGCAUUUUACGCUUUGACAAUGGAGAGCCGACGAAGCUCUUCGAAACGUCAGUAUCUAAAUAAACCUAUUCCGGUGAGCCCAUCCUCUUCUUCUUCUUCUUCAAAUGAACAACGUUCGCGCAAAAUAUCGGUCCGAAAAGUGUGUACGCUGGAUGAUCCGAAAUGAGGCGCGUUAGCGUGCGGUCAGAGCCGCGGCAGACGCCAGAAGUUGCCCGCGCACGUUCACACAACGUCUGGUCACGUGACAGACGGUGGCACGCGCAACAGCCAAUCGGGGCGCGUGUCGGCCUCAGCUGACUUGAGGCCGAGUGGCGCCAGGCCGCGCGAUCAAGCAGCGGGCGCGCACUGCAGAUUUUAUCGGCGCGGAAAUUGCGCCAGCGACUUCUGAUCUUUUUUUUCAUCCAGUCUCACUGGCGAAUGCAAAUUUUCCCUCGUCACGCUGAAGAUUUUGUGAAAAUCACCCUCAUACAGUGUUUUCUUUAACCCUAACCUAGAAAACAAUUGCUUUAUAAUGAGAUCAUGAAAUAAACGGAAAGUUGGAAACUAUAAAGGCAUGAUUCACUCAUAAAAUAUGCUAAUUCAGGGAAAGAGUUGGUGAAUUUGUUCCAUCUACAGUGAGUGGCCGAUCUCUUGAAACGUUGGCUGAUAUUCUGUAUGCGUUUUCGAUUAGGAAGGAUUACUUAGGGGCGGUUGUAAUAUUGACUAUCUUGCGGCAUAAUCCUAUAAUAUUUCGGACUUGGCAGGAUGUCAGCUUUUGAAUACACUGCUUUUCAAAUUCCUUUAGAAACCGUGCUCGGCAAAUAAAUGACUACCUAAGUAGCAUGCAUUUUUCUCAUUGGUUUUCGAUGGUCUUGAAAAUUCAAAUGUAGUUUAUGGAAACCACAAACAAGAAUAUGCUUUCUUUCAGUCGUUUGACAGAGAAUCACGUCAUCUUUGUAUUUUGUACUCGAAGAAUGAAUACAAUUAGGUUUUAAUAAGUUUUCUAAUUUCCGAAUAAUUUGGAGCCAGAUCGGUCGUUGCAUUAGCGCCUAGUGACUUCGGUCUACAAGGUUCACGGGCUCCGUGCGAAGAAAAUCCCAUAUUCUUCUAUGCCUUUAAAAAGAUAUCAUAUAGAGUCCACAAAAUUUCGCAAUAGAUGCAGACUAUGUUGUACAUUUCAUGAGAAGCAGUAGUAAACGGACAGGUACGACGCUAUAUGAAUGGACAAUGCGCAGUUUUAAAAAUCUCAUAAUUAAAAGCUUUUUAAAUCCUAAUUAUACUCCUUCCUCGAGUAUGAAAUAUAAAGAUGACACGAAUCUCUAUCAAUCGACUGACGAAAGCAUAUUCUUGUUUGUGGUUUUUAUAAAAUAUAUUUGAAUUUUCAAGACCAUCGAAAAGCAAUGAGAAAAAUGCAUGCUACUUAAGUGGUCAUUUUUUACCAGCUGCGGUUUCUACAGGAGGACUAGAAGAAGUGCAUUUGAAAACUGACAUCCCGAUAAAUCCAAAGUAUUAUAGGAUUAUGCCGCAAGAUAAUCAAUAUUACAACCGCCCCUAAGUAAUCCUUCCUAGUCGAAAACGCAUUUCAGAAUUUUAGCCAACAUUUCGUGAGAUCGGUCACUCACUGUAUGUUAGAUGUUGUUUAAACUGGACAGUAACACAAAGGAGCAUUUUGCGCUUCUGUGCGCCGAUACUUGUUGGAAUUGAGUAAAUUUCUGUUCACAACAUAACAUCGCAGAUACAUGCGGAAAAAUGGAUAAAAAUGGUAGAGGGACUCUCACGGAUGGAGUUACGGAACUCACUCGUCCCAUUGUGCCUCGGUACCCACGCUCUCUUUCUAUCGAGUCCAGCCAGCAGCCGCACAGUGGCACGUACUAUAGGCAGAAUAGCAUUAUCAGCAAAGACAACGGAGACUGGAAUGGUCAUUUCUAGCUUAUUAUCCGUCGUCAGCCAGUUAUGCCCAACCCCGAGGUGCGCAACCUCUGGGGCUCGAUCUCGUGACCUGUUGACGACCUAUCUGACGACGGCCAAUAGGUCAGAAGUGUCUAUUACAGCCUACCUUGUCUUUGUCGUUAUGUUAUUCUGCCUAGAAUGGAUAGCAUUCUCACAGAUGAGCGUAGAUAUCCCUUCCGGUCACGUAUCCGAAAGGGGACCAAUGAUAUACGCUGGGCUUCCGGUUUAAAAACGCAACCUCUGAAACCGUGGGCCGCUUCCUCCUCUCCAUAGCGCUGGCCGAUCCAGGAAAGAAGAAAUUCACAGGGGAAUCAUCAGUUCCGUCACAUGUUCCUGUCGACAGUUAUGGUAAGCGCUGGGAAUUCUGUAGAUCAUUCUUGCAUUGGGCUCAUGCAUAAGUUCGCCCACUUACAGCUAACAAAGUAGACAUGCACCAUUUUCAUCCUUGCUUGCCGUUCUUACUGUUCAUUAGGAAAAACAAAUAUUCAUGACACGCAACUGAAUUUUCAAUUGUGCUGUUGCAGACAAAUAAAACACAGCGUACUGUAAUAUCUCACAAUGCAUUUAUCCCGGGAGGGGUCGUACAUAUUUCCGAUAAUAUAACUCAUAUAACGAAGUAAAAUAAGUAAACUGCAAACCUUUUUGAAUGUUUUUGGUCAGAUAUGGUUAUGUAGACUCACCUUAAGGAAACAAACCCCAGCCACCUGUAAUAUGGGACCGGUGGUAAUAGGGGUUUUUACAGCUGGGCUCGGAGAAUGCACAGGCGACGAGGUCAAGUAAUCGUAUGUAAAAGAAAAGCUAUUGGGAAUGCGCCAUUGUACUUUGAGUGGUUGAGAAGUAGCUGCCCCAACCCUAUCCCCAACAGUAUUGUGUCCACUAGGUGCGGCUACAUAACCAUAUCUUAUUUGCUUUUUUAACUCUGUGACUUUUUUCAUCUCUCCAACACAACAGCGAAACCUAUCACACAGUUUCAGGACAUUCGGCUUAGACGGUGGAUAUAUAUAAAUGUCGAGAAUAUUUGGGACAGAGUUAGAGAAUGGCAACUGCAGUCGAAAAUCCAGCUACCGAUUGCCACCCAGGUCAAUAGGCAGCUAGUCAGUGGGACACGAGGUCAAUCUGAUUGGUCGCUUUGACGGCCAACGCAAGGACUGGCCAGAACAGCUGAAAAUGCGCGUGUCAGCAGGGGUGAGCGAGUAGAAAGCGCGCGAACUGCGCGAACGGGAGCCGUUUGUGGGGUUUUCAUCCCACUGUCUCUAGCGUGAACAGUUCUCACGCGGCGCAGCUCGGAGCGGCUGCGAGGCGGCAUCUCCAACUCUAAUGUCGCCCCAUCUCCAGGGCGUCUGGAAACGGCUCUGCGCGGCGGUACCGGCCGCUACUGUUUCGAGCGCCACCAACUUAAGCGCCUGUCGUCCAUUCAUUCCUCUGUGAUCCCACUGCCUUCGUGGAACCCCUAUUGACUCUGGAGACGCGACUAAUGUGGUCGACAGCAAACGCGGCUCAUUGUGUCCCUUAGUUGCUACUCAUUUGGUGAGCGCCCGAUCAGGCGCUUUAUGGACCAGCGACAAACAUUCGAAUGGAGAAGGGGACACGAUCGCUGGAACAAGAGCGUUAUUCGCCUGAUGUUUCGGAUUUCUGCUCGAACGCACCAUCAGAGACAGAAACAGAUACAGGUAUUUCAUACACAAGGGGAUACAGUAGCCAUGCUACCGCAUACCUAACAAAAUGCGUGGCUCCCUCAUUCAUCAGGGACUGCUGCAUUUGAUGUGAUGAUUCUCCGAUAGUCCACAUUCGAGUUGUUGAUCGUUGCAAUUUCAUCUGGCCCACAAAUCCUGGCGGUGGGAAUAGUGUUCGCCUAUUUGCUUACCGCAUGGUUGAUUACUCCGUCUAGGCUAAGUUCCAGGUACUGAAUAUCAAAUAUUUCGUCGAAGUUCAGCACUUGCGUCGUAUUUGUCGUUUCCAUGAACACUUACAUUUUUAGGCCACCACAAUCUUUGCGGCAUACGAGUACAUCCAUGAAGGCCAGCUGGUUGUUUCCUUCCUCCAUCUAAAAUUGAGGGGAUUAGGAGGAAGAGGAGGAGGAGGAGGAGGAGGAGGAGGAGGGGGGAGAAGAAGAAGAAGAAGAAGAAGAAGAAGAAGAAGAAGAAGAAGAAGAAGAAGAAGAAGAAGAAGAAGAAGAAGAAGAAGAAGAAAACCAGCUGGUCCUCAACUGA